GCAGAACAGUGCCGACGAUAAUUCCUGUUCAUGCUAUGUUCUGUGUAACUUUUGGGAUCUGUCAAGAGACGACUGUUUCAAUGCGCUAUUUACAUAUCAGGGAAAAGCGAAUUUCAAUUAGUUUACACGGAGAGAUUCGCCCACGCCAGACUUCUGAUUGCUUCUUUGUAUAAAAAAUAUUGCACGUAUUCCUGCCAGUCACCUUGAGAAACCGGACCCACGACAUGCGACAAGCCAUUCAAGGAAACGCAUCGCGCCGUAAUAAUCGUAUAUAAAAGUCUUCAUUAGGGAUUCGAGUCAAUCAAUCGCAGAUUGUCAUCACGAGCGUACAGCUUGUUCAUUGGUAACUUUGCUAUUCUUUACAUAUUGAAGAGAAGAGGUAUUCCACAUAAUAGGAAACCCGCUGUGCAGUUAUUUAUCCUCGGCAAUUCGGACACACUAUUUGUGUUGGGGAACUCAAUCGAUAUAUUUCGUAUACGAACAAAGCUCGCAGUAGACACAACGUAAGAUAUCUCAUUGCAGAGAUGGAAGAAGAAUUCAUGCUGAUGGGAAAUGAAUUUUGUGGACUAAGUGAGUCGAACGAAUCCACUGACGGUAGCCUGGAUGGUAGCGACGGAGAUUUUGAUAUGCUUGCGGCAUUCAAAGGUACGGAAUUGGACGACCUCUUUAACGCUUGCUCUGGAUUCGGAAUUCGUUCAGAGAUAUUCGAUCAGAACCAGUGCAUGUACGCCAGGGAGGCUUACGCCCCGGAAUGCAAACCUAAAACUCGUUCGAGCAACAAAGCGGUCGCAAAGAACGAACCAGGGUACUUAACGGAACGCAUUCACUGGAAUUACCGACAGAAACGGGUGAAUUACGAUCCUAGGCCGAUCUCAAAGCGCUCGCGAAAGCGUUCAAUUCCGGAUGAAAUGAAAGACGAUGCGUACUGGAAGAAACGCUGUCAGAAUACAGAACGGGCGAGAAAGAGCCGUGAGGCAAGGCGUUUGAAGGAAAUUGAAGUAUUACAAAAAGUAAAAACAUUAGAAGACGAGAAGUUAGAACUUCAACAACAGGUAGACAGCCUGAAAAGUCAAGUCCAGCUCCUUAACGAGCGGCUUUUAAAACACGAACAACAAGCAAGUUUUAUUUAAUUACGAGAGCGAUUUAUAGAGUAUACAGAUCAGUCCGCAUCACCGUUUUGUAUGCCUUGUAUUUUGUACAUAUUCGCAUAAUUUUGCAUGUAAUUACUGUAUAUGAUAUUUAGUUAGCCAAUGACAUGGCAAAUUGUGCAUUUCCGACAGGUGUAUAGGUCCGCCAACAAAGCACUCGGAGAAGUAAAUAAAAAUUUAUAAUCUGUCCAGCUACACUUUGUUCACGUCUAAAUGUUUAGAAUAAGCAUACUGGGGUGUUACGUGACCCUGGUGUGGUGCGCCUACGCGUGCCUGGCUGUCUGACUCUAUUCAGAUGUUUUAACCUCGUCCUGAUUAUAAACCU
Molecule: messenger RNA, 1473 nt
Organism: Dendronephthya gigantea
Lineage: Eukaryota; Metazoa; Cnidaria; Anthozoa; Malacalcyonacea; Nephtheidae
Product: nuclear factor interleukin-3-regulated protein-like
Exons: 1
Coding region: 525-1130 (201 amino acids)
Biological process (GO): regulation of transcription by RNA polymerase II
Cellular component (GO): nucleus
Molecular function (GO): DNA-binding transcription factor activity, RNA polymerase II-specific; RNA polymerase II cis-regulatory region sequence-specific DNA binding
Source: RefSeq, a predicted model, not a curated record